UUCGCUUAUCAAUAUACUUAGACAAUGUAUAAUGGUUUCAACACCCAUUUCAUUUUCAACACUUUUUUUUCUCUUUUUAUAAUUUCACAUCAUUUUCUCUCUCUUGCACUUAAUUUAUUCAACACUCACUUCAUUUUUAACUUCUACAAUGAUUUGUUUUAAAAAUUUCAACACCCUACUCCACUAUUUUUAAUUUAUAUAUUUAUCUUUCACAAUAUAAUAACUAUAUAUUAAUAAUUUGAUUAUAAUUAACUUGAAACAUAAUUUGUUAGAAUUUUGGUAGUUAAACAAAAAAAUAGAAAAAUUAUGGGUGUUAAAAAAUUUAUUAUUGGGAUUUAUUUAACAAAAAAAAAGAGGUUUAAAAUAAGAAAAUAGUUGAUUAUAAUGAAAAAUAAAUAUUUUGUAUCCAAAUGAAAUAAGAGUAGUCUCUAUUUAUAGAUCAUAAAAAAUCAUGAAUUUUGAUAUAAUUUUUAUUCUUUAAAAAAGUUUUAUUAUAUGAUAAAUGACUUGGAAUUAUUAGGUAGAAUAUAAAUAAAAUAAAAAACUACACAACCAAUAAAAACACAGCAUGAGUGACCAACAUUUUUAUCCAACCAAUUUUUGUCACGUGGCUGUGUUGGUCCACAUAAAUUUGUUUCAAACAUGUUGAAACUUUACAACCAUAUUGAAUCCACCUAGCUAAGUUACAACAUUUCAACAAUAUCAUUGCAAGGAAUUCAACAAUAUAAAUCAAGUUUCAACACUCUCAUUGUGAGUGGUCACGCUGAUGGCAAUACAUUUGUUAUAUAGUUAUCCAGCCCUUUCAUUUCAUCCCUCAACCUACAACUAUCCCAUUUCCUUUUAUACCAUUCAUUUUAAUUCUUUUUAUUACAUACAUUCAAAUUACGUAGCAGUUACAGCCAUGCGUGUAUAUAUAGUAUCACACUGGUAUGCAUCUAAAGGCAUCAAUUUGAACAAUCCUAAACCUUAUAUGGCGUCUCUAUCUACAACUCUGAAACCGCUAGCUUCCUUUUCACCAUUUGUUAAACAACGUAACCCCAACAGUAAUAGUAAUGCCUUGUUCACUUAUCACACACCCAACUCCACAAACUACAUGUUGUCCAAACGAGGAGGGUCCGUGGCUCACAAGAAACUCACGUUCGUGGCUGUUCAUGAUGCACCAGAUCAGGUCGAGAGCUUUUCUAGAAUACCCUUUUCGGAGGUCGUGGUAGCGAGAGAGAAGAAGCCAUUUUGGAAAAGAAGUUGGAAGCUUGGAGAAGUGUUCAAAUUAUCCCGAUACGUUGUGGUGCAUUUGCUGAGCCUCUGGGCUCCAUUUCACUUCAGUUGGGCGGCGUUUCGGCUUUUCUUUUGGCUCGUUAUCAUCAAGGGAAUCUGCAUCACAUUGUCUUAUCAUAGGAAUCUUUCGCACCGAAGUUUCGAUCUACCGAAAUGGCUUGAGUAUCUCUUUGCAUAUGGAGGUGUUCUGGCUUUUCAGGGAGACCCGAUAGAGUGGGUGAGCAACCAUCGGUACCAUCAUAAGUAUUGUGAGACACAACGUGACCCACACAGCCCUAUACAAGGGUUUUGGUAUAGUCACGUGACUUGGAUAUUUGAUACCGGUUCUAUCCUCAAAAAGUGUGGUGGAUAUGAGAAUGUAAGUGACCUAUUGAGGCAGCCCUUCUAUAGGUUCCUUCAGCGAACCUUCGGUUUGCAUCAAAUAGCUUUUGGCCUUCUCCUCUAUUUCUGUGGAGGCAUGCCCUUCCUCGCAUGGGGACUUGGUGUGGCAACCGUGGUUCGAUCCCACACAACUUUUCUGGUGAAUUCAGUUUGCCAUAUAUGGGGAACGCGAGCUUGGAAUACACCUGACUUCUCCAAAAACAACUGGUGGGUAGCGAUUAUAACAUUCGGCGAAGGAUGGCAUAACAAUCAUCAUGCGUUCGAGUUCUCGGCUAGGCAUGGACUUGAGUGGUGGCAACUCGACGUUACUUGGUAUCUCAUUAGGUUUCUUAAAGCUAUUGGUUUGGCCACUAACGUUAAGUUACCUACCGAAGCUCAGAAGAGAAUGGCUCGUAAUUAGUUCCUUCCUAUUUACAGCAUUAUAUAAGUUACAAGUACUGUGUAUGCAAAAGUCAACGAAAAUCAUGACUUGGGAUUCAGUUCCCCAAGUCCUAACGGUUACGUAAGUAAGAUAACUAUUUAAGUGUGAGUGCUGUCUUAAUAAAGAACACGACUUUCUUAUGAAUGGCUUUCUCAUUA
Molecule: messenger RNA, 2235 nt
Organism: Brassica rapa (field mustard)
Lineage: Eukaryota; Viridiplantae; Streptophyta; Magnoliopsida; Brassicales; Brassicaceae
Product: probable lipid desaturase ADS3.2, chloroplastic
Biological process (GO): very long-chain fatty acid biosynthetic process
Cellular component (GO): endoplasmic reticulum membrane
Molecular function (GO): palmitoyl-[glycerolipid] 7-desaturase activity
Source: RefSeq, a predicted model, not a curated record